AAAUAAGUUAGAGACAACAAUCUUCGUCCAUGCCCGACAUAACACCGAGAAUAGAGAACGACUCACUGGCUUUUGUUCCAUGGGAAGUGGCCGAUAGCCUUGAAGCUGUCCACCAACUCCAUCCAUGCAAUGGAGCUCCAAUGCUGGUCACCGGAUUUCGGACUUCCCUCCUGGCAUCCCCCUUGUUUAGCUCUGCAAACCUAUUUGAGUUUCGCCGGAUGUCCCGUCAGCUUCACCGCCCUGAACAAUCCCUUCUGGGCCGGACAAUCCGACCUGCCCGUCUUUAAGCAUCGCCAAAUCCGAUACCAUGAUUUUGAAACCAUCCGACUCUAUUUGGAAAGCUGCAAAUAUAGCACCGACUACGGCCUGGCCCCCAAAGACAAAGCCGAGUUGACGGCGUACCGCGAUCUAGUGGAGCAUGCUCUUCGCCCGGCCUUCGAAUUGGCCGUGUGGGUCGAUCCUCGCAAUUACACGGGCUUGACUCGGCCGUGGUAUGCUCAGCAGCUCGGCAUACCCUGGUCCUAUUACUAUCCGGGUCAGUACCACCGGCGGGCGCUUGGCCUGAUUCAAAGCGUGUCUGGCGUGGAUGAGGCUGAUCCCGAGGUGGAGGCUGAGAUGGCUUAUCUCGAGAGUAUCAUUUACAAACGAGCCGCCGAAUGCUUGGACGUGUUGUCUCAACGCCUCGGCGACCAGGUCUAUCUUUUGGGGGCGGCCCCCACCAGCUUGGACGCAUUAUUGUAUUCGCUCUUGGCGCCGGGCCUCAAGGUGCCUCUGCCACAUCCCACAUUGACCCAUUUGAUACGCGAACGAGCUAAUCUUGAACAAUACGUGACCCGCAUAACGCACAAGUUUUUCGCUCGCUAUCAGAAGCAUCCCCCUACAUCGCCCGAAUCAUCAUCCGGACCUCGAGAAUCAGGUGGCUCCUCCUCGUCCGAGGGUAAAGAGAACACGGGUCAACCCACCGAUUCGUCUCAGCCUCCGGCUAAUACCGUCUCCUAUUCCGGAUGGAGCAAUUGGGUGGCUGUCUCCGUGGCCGUGGUGGCCAUGUCGGCCUACGGGCGGUAUUCGGGCAUUUUUUCGCAUUUCUCCGCCUUGGCUUCCCGCUUAGUCGUCACAUCAGGUCCGGAUUAUUGAUGUUUUGAUCCGUCAUGCUUCCCCCAUCGCCAUUACUACAAGAUCUACGUACUUGGCCUUAUUGGUCGUGGGCUUAGAGACUGGCCAAAUAUAUCUGCCCGUUUGCCAGGCAAUCCGCCGAACACGAGUCACUCGAUCCCUCAAUUAAAGCCUGUGAUUGUCAUUUCUUACAG
Messenger RNA from Tigriopus californicus, 1307 nucleotides. RefSeq names its product metaxin-3-like. The record is from RefSeq and is a predicted model, not a curated record. Lineage: Eukaryota; Metazoa; Arthropoda; Copepoda; Harpacticoida; Harpacticidae. The transcript has a single exon. The coding region runs from base 130 to 1134 and encodes 334 amino acids. Gene Ontology annotation, biological process: mitochondrion organization. Gene Ontology annotation, cellular component: SAM complex.